AUGAACCCUCGAAAUCUUUUGAUUAUAACUCAGUUCCUCCAUAUCAACAUUUUUAUGUUUAUUUGCUGGAGAGGCGUUUCAGUUGACAAAUACUGGUCACAUAAUUUUUAUUUAAUUGGCAACUCUAUUAUUAACAGCUGCUUGAAUUUACCGUUAAACGACCCGACACAAUGUAAGUCAUGUAAAUGUUGUAAUAUAAUAAUUUUAAUAUAUUUCCUGAUAAAUAAAUCCAGGUCACUUUCAAUUGGUUGCCGAAAAAGAGAGCUUUUGCUAACCACGCCAAAGCGGAAGGAGAUUCUUAAGGAUGGCGCUCCAGGAUCUACAAGGUGUCAGUUGCUUGGACGUGGAGCUUAUGGCGCUGUUUUUAAAGCUAUUUAUCGGGAUCGUUCUGUUGCUGUAAAGAUAAUACGAUCUCAGGCGGCCUCCUCAUUACAAAAUGAAUCCCAUUUGCUGAACCUGAAGCACAGGAACAUUGUGCGUCUCCUGAAACUGGAAGCCGCGGUCAAGUUUGGCUUACUAAUCAUGGAGUUUCCAAGAGGCCAGUCGCUGCAGAAGAUUGUUGACAUUUUGGAACUGCCACUUAUACACAGAGUUCUGAUAACCCUUGAUAUUGUGGCAGCCCUGAGGCAUUGUCACUCUCACAAUGUACUGCACCUAGAUGUGAAACCGACCAAUAUCUUGGUAGCCCUAGGAGCUAGGCCUUCAGUGGCGGGUUGUAGGUUGAAGCACAGGCGUAGCUACAUCUGCAAACUCUGCGACUUUGGCUCAUCUAUGGAAAUAGGUGAAAAUUGUACCAGAGGAAGUCCUAGAGGUACCCUCAGAUACAUGUCUCCGGAAGCAUUGAGAGCUACAGUGCUAUCUGCCGCCUCCGAUAUGUACUCUCUGGGUAUCACCAUGUGGCAAUUGCAGAGUCGUAGCUUGCCUUAUCAAUCACUCGAUUGUAAUGAGACCAUUGCAUACCAGGUCGUAAAACAUGAGCUACGCCCGGAUAGCUAUGUCGAGCUGAAAGAUAUAGCCUUGAAUUCCCCCGCCAAAGAUGAUGAAAGCUACGCCGCUCAUAGACGGGAAAACGCUCGGCGUAAUCUGAGCUUCGAUCCAUCUUACACCGCCGGCCGUGAUCUGAAAAAACGACGCCGCCAAAACCGAUUAGCACUCCAUUUUGAGGGCCCGGCGCCAGAAGCGAGCACGAGUGCGUGCCUGGAAAACGCUUACACCAAACUCUACAAAAGCUGCUGGGUCAGCGCCCCGGAGUCACGUUCCAGCUCCGGUCAAAUAAAGAAUGAGCUGCAGCUCAUGCUCGGCCGUAUCUAGUUUAAGCGAUCGUGUUUGUUUGUCACCUUUUUGUACUUUUAUAUUAUUGAUUAUUAGUUAUUUACACGUAGUGU
Drosophila bipectinata is the source of this 1385-nucleotide messenger RNA. The record is from RefSeq and is a predicted model, not a curated record. NCBI's taxonomy places the organism in Eukaryota, Metazoa, Arthropoda, Insecta, Diptera, Drosophilidae.